Molecule: messenger RNA, 447 nt
Organism: Diabrotica balteata
Lineage: Eukaryota; Metazoa; Arthropoda; Insecta; Coleoptera; Chrysomelidae
Source: the annotation of a GenBank genome assembly
AUGGUCAGAAAAAAUAUCUCCAGAAGAGUUAUCUGUUCCUUGGAAGUUUCUACUAUUGACCUCAUUCCUGUAGAAGACAGACAUGGUGAUGCUAAUAAAAAUAUAUCUCGGAACGGCCACAACAAAAUAGAAGUGUACUGUACUGGUUAUGUAAGAAUUCCAAAAACCCACUUGCUUUGUGAGUCUGUCUGUGAUCAAUGUGACAAUGGUAACGGCACGUUUCCUGGUCACUGUGAAUGCAAGCGAGGUGGGAUUCAUGAUCCCUACCAUAAAGACUGCAUUCCUACUUGCUCAUUAAGGUGUCUGAAUGGUGUCUGCAACAUCACUGGCCAAUGUUCCUGUAAUGCCGGAAAUACACUUAGCUCCAAUGAAAAAUACUGCCUUUCUCACUGUAGCGGAGGUUGUGGUGCUAAAGGAAACAGUUUAGGUCCUGAAACUGCCACUUGA